AUGACCAAACUUUGGGAAACGAUAUAUUUUCUCACAUUUGGAUUUUUUAAUUUAUGAUUCUGGAAGUGUGGCACUGCUUUGUGAAGCGAAGCCUGAAUCAUUUGUCAGUUUGUUGUCAUGGCUAGAAUUGAAACGAGAAAACGUGCAAAAAUUGAUGAAUUUCAGAGUCGAGCAAUACCUAAAAAAAUUACUAGAAUGGAAUCAAGUUCAUCUUGUGAGUCAUCAAAAAUUUACCCGCUAAAUGUCUCCUACAUCACUUUCGAAUACGGUCCUUCCGAACUGAACCUUUUCAAAUAUGUUGCAGAAGAGUACGAAUUUCUUUGGGAAAACCUGAAAAAAAUAUGCAUUUUGAAUAAAAACAGUGAGCCAGAAGAUGGGCUCAUUCUUUUGCAUGGCGACUCGAAAAAUGUACCUGAGUUAUGUAUGGAUCUUUUUCGUUUUGAUGCCAAGACAACUAAGUUUGAAUCAAGAAAAAAAAUUCCAAAAGAAAUAGAAUGUGUUGUUGUUUGCUACCUUGGAAAUACAUCUUGGACGGACGACAAGAUAUCAGUUGAGGACGUUAAGAGGACUGUGAAAGAUAUCGAUCCGUGCAGAUUGUUUUUCAUCACAGACGCCGAGCAGGAUGAAGCGGUCACUCGCAUAAAACGUCUUCACCUCUGCCCACCGUUGCACGUCAUAAGAGCAACAUCUGACAUGGGAGUCAUUUACAAUGCCCUCUACAACACACUGGAGAAAAAGCUCAACUUGUUAAAGAAUGAUCUUGAAUCAAAAACAAGCACACGUAAAGUCGCUGUAUACAAAUCUCAACUCGAGGCUCUUUUUAAAAAGCUUCAAGAAAGAAAACCCACAGCAACACAAAUGCUGACAGAAGAUUGCAUUAGAAACUUGAAAGAUGGCAGACGUUUUGGUGUAGUUGGAUACAGACUUCGCGGGGAGACUCUAUAUGUUUUUGAAAAUGAAAAGUCUCCAGAGAAAGAAGACAAAAUGAAGGGAAUUAAAAAUUUAAUACAAGAAAAUUUUAAAGGAAAGGUUUUGUUUAAAACUUUGACAAGUUCCUCCUAUAACCCACACAGUGCGAUUAACUGCGGUGGUUAUAUUGUGAACAUUGAUAGGAACAUGCGAGGAACAAUAGGCAUAUUUGGCAAAAUUAAGGGGAAUUUACCAGAAAAUCUGACAAAUUCUCACAGGAUUGUUGCACUUACAUCCGGACACAUGUUUAUGGAAAAUGAUAUUGCUCAUACUAUUGACCAAUUAUCUAGAAUAGGUAAGUGCAUUUGGCCAAAAGUUAAUGCAAAUCCAAGUUCAAUCAUGCCCGACUUCGCUGUUGUCCAGUUAGAUCCCGCUUAUGGAAGGCCAAGAACUCACAUAUAUGACGAAAAUGUGUUUAUACAACAACUUACAAAAACCUUUCUAAGUUACCGGAAAGUGUUUAAAUUUGGCGCAACAACAGGAGAAACAACGGGUAGAAUUGAAAAAAUCGAUAAUUUUGAGAUGUUUGAUAAAGAGGUUAUGAUUAUUUUGCCAGAGAACAGAGAAGAUCCUCAAAAGAAAUUUUCUGAGGAAGGAGACAGUGGAGCCAUUGUUUUGACCAGGGAUAUGAAUAGACUGUAUGCGGUUGGGAUGGUUUACGGUGAUGAUUUUGAUUUCGGAGCGGAGUGCGAAACUUCCUUGAAAGAAUGCAUUGCCUUUAAUUUUAAAAAUGCACUAGACCAUUUUACACAAAGAACACACAUUUCCUUAGAAUUCAACACAAUAUAA
Molecule: messenger RNA, 1758 nt
Organism: Saccostrea cuccullata (small rock oyster)
Lineage: Eukaryota; Metazoa; Mollusca; Bivalvia; Ostreida; Ostreidae
Exons: 7
Coding region: 118-1758 (546 amino acids)
Source: RefSeq, a predicted model, not a curated record